This is a messenger RNA of Salvia miltiorrhiza (redroot sage), 1227 nucleotides long. RefSeq names its product ethylene-responsive transcription factor 4. Lineage: Eukaryota; Viridiplantae; Streptophyta; Magnoliopsida; Lamiales; Lamiaceae. Bases 385 to 1020 code for a protein of 211 amino acids. Gene Ontology annotation, molecular function: DNA binding; DNA-binding transcription factor activity. The record is from RefSeq and is a predicted model, not a curated record. The transcript has a single exon. Gene Ontology annotation, biological process: regulation of DNA-templated transcription.
CGAACAGAGGGAAUGUAUUAAAAAGUGGAAAUUACAAUAAAUAGUAGUGAAAUAAACUAAGUAGUAGUAUUUGAAAUGAAUCCAAAUAAAAGGAAGAAAAUAAUAGUGAAAAUGAUUGGACGUAGAGAAAAAAAGAAACAGGUCGUGAGUUGAGAAACAGAUGCCGUUGAGAGCAGAAAGUAGGAGAAUGUAUAACACACACACUUCACACUUCCCACGUAUCUAAUCAACAAUGUCGCCAACAAAUCCUUGUUGCCACGUAACCCGCGGGUCCAUCCACCGCCCCCCUUUCUAUAUAUUUGGCCCCCUCGGCCUCCGCCCCUCUCCUCUCCUCUCUCCUCCAUUAUUUCCCCAAUUCCACCAACCUAAUUUCCAUCGCACGUCAUGGCGCCGACGGCGGCGGGGUGCCGGGGAGCCCAAGACACCAACGCGCACUUUCGCGGCGUCAGGAAGCGCCCCUGGGGCCGCUACGCCGCCGAGAUCAGGGAUCCCGCCAAGAAGAGCCGCGUCUGGCUCGGUACGUUCGACACGGCGGAGGAGGCCGCCCGCGCCUACGACACCGCCGCCCGCCAAUUCCGCGGCCAUAAAGCCAAGACCAACUUUCCUCCGCUCCAAUCCCACACCAAGAAGCCCGACCGCAGCCCUAGCCAGAGCAGCACCGUCGAGUCAUCCAGCCGGGAGACAUUCCCGAUUCCCGAUUCCAAACUCCUUCAACUCACCCUAGGCCGUCGCCCCAUGAGAUUUCCCUUCGGAUACCUCCGCCCGGCCGCUCCCGUUUCCGCCGCCGGAUUCCUGCCGCUACAGAACACGAUGCUCCAUCUUCGCCCCGAGUCGCGGCAAGAAAUCAUACAAGUAAUGAACGAAAUGCGGCGGCCGCCCGCGGAUUUCCUCCUCUGCGCCGGCGGCGGUACGGCGCAGAGCGAGUCGGACUCGUCGUCCGCCGUCGUGGACCUGCCGAAAUCGCCACCCGGCAGAGGCAUCAAUCUGGAUUUGAACCUCCCUCCUCCAGAAACUAUUUAGGUGCAGGAAUUUUGUUAUUCCUUUUUUUGUGGUAAUAGAAAAAAAAAAAAAUUGUAGAUGGUUAAAAUUGUAGAUGAGAUCGAAGAGCGUCAGAUGUGAAUAGUUAAAUCUGAUGUCCCAUUUUGUUCAAAUGUCGCCGGGAUUUGGGGUUGUUGUUUUCUUAACUCAACACUUGUUUUUGAAAUGUAAUGUUAUUUUCUGCCGUCA